This is a messenger RNA of Rasamsonia emersonii CBS 393.64, 747 nucleotides long. RefSeq lists its product as uncharacterized. Lineage: Eukaryota; Fungi; Ascomycota; Eurotiomycetes; Eurotiales; Trichocomaceae. The transcript is spliced from 2 exons. Bases 1 to 747 code for a protein of 248 amino acids. The record is from RefSeq and is a predicted model, not a curated record.
AUGGGCCAAAGGCACAACAGACGCCGCACUAGAAGACCUCGAUCCCGAAACCGCAACAGCAUCGACGUCGUCCCUCCAUUACCACCGACAAGCUUCCCAGACACCAAUUACCUCCCCGCUGCCGACUAUGACAUUUCACCUACUUUGUCUCCAAGCCUGUCUCCUGUUAGCACCUAUCGGGAAUGCAUACUAGAACCAUCCGCCCCGACCUGGCACAACCGGUUCAUAGCAUGGCAGGACCGUGAGCGCGAACAGCAGCAGGAAGCCCUCAUGAUUGAGGCUGAGCAGUGCCGUCUAUUUGGCGGCGAGCCUGGAGACGACGUGGGCCUCUGCUAUCGAAUGCUGGAAUACUUUGACCAGCUCGAUUACAUCGACACCAAUGAAGAUCACUGCCCAAUUGCCUUUCAGGCCCUAGGGGCGGUGUAUCGGAUUGGUCCAUUAAAGGCUCGCCAUUGUACUCUGGAAUAUCCUCCUUGCGCCACGAGGCGCUCUGCGAAACGCAGGACAGUCCGUGACGGGGUCAUUCAACGAGGCCCUCGGUACGACGAGAGAAGUCAGACUGCGGCUAUGCUCCUGGAUUCGAAACGGCUUUCGCUCAGUGGGUGGUGCUCGCGUCCGACAUUUGUGAUGUUGUUGAUGCUUGAGCUCUCCACGAGACAAGUCGGCUGUCCAGAAACUUUCCCAAGGGGUACCGGUCGUACCUACACAGGUUUGAACACGGGAUGGGGGGAUGUCGUGUCAUUUUGA